Molecule: messenger RNA, 1338 nt
Organism: Podarcis lilfordi (Lilford's wall lizard)
Lineage: Eukaryota; Metazoa; Chordata; Lepidosauria; Squamata; Lacertidae
Source: the annotation of a GenBank genome assembly
AUGGGCAGCUCUUUGUCUACUCCCCAACAGGAAUUUUUAAAAGACUUAAAAUUUCUCCUCUCCUCCAACAAAUUGGAAGUUCCGGAGGGUGAUUUGAUACAGCUCAUUCUGGCCAUCGAAGAGCAUUCCCCCUGGUUUCCUGCAGAUGGGACUUGGGAAUUAAAACUUUGGGACAAGAUUGGGGCACAUUUUCAUGGGCACCCCAGCAUAAGUGUUCGGAUUCUAAAUGCAUGGUGCAAGGUUCGUUACGCCAUGGACUCUUUAUCACCAAAAAAUAUAUCCAUGGCUGCAUUGCCAACACAACCUUCAGCUUCUUUAAUUCAGCCUGCUGUGUUAGAGUCUGUUCCAAUACUUGCUUUGCCAGCAGCCCCAGACCCCAAACCUCCGGACUACAGUUCCUCACCUGAGGACCCAAUCCUGCAAAAAUACCAUGGUCUGGCUGGCAAUGAUCCUGCUCUUUCAGCGGCAGAACCAGAACCAGAACCUUUUCAACGUGCAGUCCUUGGCUGUUCCUUAAUUCAGGAUACUAUGGCAUUCCCUGUUAUUGUGCCCCCUGCUGGUACCCCGGCAGGCGCCCAAGCCCAACACCAACCUUUUGACUUUAAGAUUUUGAAAGAGCUGCAACAGUCAGUAAAGGCCAAUGGACUCCAAGCCCCAUAUACGCAGGCGCUUUUAGAAGCCACAUUAGCCCAGCCCUUGGUUCCAGAGGACAUCAAGCUUUUGGCUCAUACAGUGUUACCCCCAUCAGCUGGUGUUUUGUUUGCCCACGAAUGGGAAACUGCCUGCCGUGCUUAUGCUCCAGCCUUGUUACAACAAGUCAGAGGAAAUAAUCCAAAUGUUACCCUCGCAGACGUCACAGAUGCCAUGAUGGGGCGUGGUCCCUUCGUUCAAGCUUCAGUGCAAGCCACACUGCUGCAAUUCUUAUUGAGGGACACUGCUCUUGCUGCUAAACAAGCAAUGAGAAAAAUCCCAGAACCCAGUAUUCAAUCAAGGUGGGGUUCAAUCAGGCAAGAGGCAAGAGAAUCAUAUUCUUCCUUUAUGGAUAGACUGCUUACAGCAGUGAGUCGCCAAAUUGAAAAUCCUGAAGCCAAACAAAUAAUUAUCAAACAACUGGCCUUUGAAAAUGCCAAUGAGGAUUGUAAACUUGCGUUACGACCAAUAAUACACAAUCCUGCCACAGACACAGCAGCCAUGCUUCGCAUUUGUCAGUCUGUAGGUACAGCCACCCACAAGGCUCAUCUGCUGGCAGCAGCGCUAAAUGAAAACCAGCCUGUAGCCACCGAUACAACUUGUUUCCAGUGUGGCAAACCAGGAUCACCAAUACCCCAGUGGGGGUAG